CAUACAGUGUUUCCGGAAGAACGGCUGCAGUGACGUAGACGGAAGUACAUCCUCAGCUAUGUUUCGUAUUGUCAUUUACCGCGGUCUCCUCACACAUGAUAUCUCAUGAAGUUUUAUUCUGUAGUAUCAAGCCAAAAUGAGUGGUGGGAACAAUCAAAAAACGUUGUUCCAGGCUUGGGGUGGAUCUGUUCCUCAGAAAAAUCCUAUUCCAACCAAACACAAUGCCAGAAAAACUGUUAAACGGCCUCUUCAAAGGAACAAAACAGACACACACACUGUGGAAACAGCAAAGACACAACAGCAACAACGGAUGAAUGGACAAGCUUUACCUCCUCGCCGUUCGCUUUGGGGUGAGAUCGGUCAGGUUUCGGGGCCAGUACACACAGCAGCAAGGAUGGAGGACGUUCAGGAACUUGACGACGAUGAGCUAUUGUUAGUUGCUGUGUACGAAGCUGAGCAGACUUUGCAAACGGAUGCCACUGCUGCCCAAGAUGAUAAAAAUCAUGCAACUGAAGAGAUUGAACCCUCUCCACUUUGUUCAAGUGGACGUUACAAUCAAGAUUUUCCUGGUUUUGAUAGCUCAUCGGCUACAGUUUGGAUCUAUCCUACUAACCUCCCCAUCAGAGAAUACCAGCUGAAAAUAUCGGAGGCUGCCUUGUUCCAAAACACCCUGGUAUGUCUUCCCACCGGUUUGGGAAAGACGUUUAUAGCCGCUGUUGUCAUGUACAAUUUCUAUCGCUGGUACCCGUCAGGGAAGAUUGUGUUCAUGGCCCCAACCAAGCCCCUUGUAGCUCAACAAAUUGAGGCCUGUUAUAAAGUGAUGGGAAUCCCACAGAACCACAUGGCUGAGCUGACAGGGAGCACUAAGGCGGGCCAAAGGCGGGAGCUGUGGAAGUCUCGGCGGGUGUUCUUCCUCACGCCCCAGGUCAUGGUCAAUGACCUGUCGAGAGAAACCUGUCCCGCACUGCAGGUCAAGUGUGUGGUCAUCGAUGAGGCGCACAAGGCACUGGGCAACCAAUCUUACUGUCAGGUUGUCCGGCAGCUGUGCUCCCAGACGCAGCAGUUUCGGAUCCUUGCUCUGAGUGCCACACCUGGGGGAGACUCUAAAGCUGUGCAGCAGGUGAUCUCCAACCUGCUGAUCUCCCACAUCGAGCUGCGCUCGGAGGCCAGUCCCGACAUCAAGGCUCACACCCACCAGCGCACCCUGGAGAAGGUGGUGGUCCCCCUGGGGGAGGCCCUCGCAGCUCAGCAGGCACGCUACCUGCAGGUGUUGGAGAAGUUUACCGCCCGCCUGACCCAGAACCAAGUGAUGAGCCACAAGCAACUGCACUCUCUCACCAAGUACCAGAUCAUCCUGGCCAGGGAGCAGUUCAGGAAGAACCCCCCGCCACAUAUUAAGGAACCCCAGCAGGGUGCGAUGGAGGGGGACUUCGCCCUGACCAUCAGCCUCUGCCAUGGCUACGAGCUGCUGAUGCAGAUGGGCCUCCGCUCCCUCUUCUUCUUCGUCCAGGGCAUCAUGGACGGCUCCAAAGAGAUGGCGAGGGCACGAAAUGAGUUGCAGAGAACUCCAGUCUUCAUGGACCUUUACAAGGAGAUGGAAGCUAUGUUUAUGAAGUCUCCUGCUGAUCCUGGCCAGCCGUUCAUUUACAGUCAUCCCAAACUGAAGAAGCUGGAGGAGGUUGUCCUGCAGCACUUCAGACUAUGGGCAGAGAACUCCGCCAACAAGACUGAGACCACGUCGGGUUCUGCAGAAGGAGGAGUGAGCACCCGUGUCAUGAUCUUCUCGUCUUUCCGCGAGAGUGUGCAGGAGAUUGCUUCCAUGUUGAACCAGCACGCACCGCUGAUCAGGGUCAUGACCUUUAUGGGCCAGGCCUCGGCGGGUAAGGGGGUCAAAGGAUUCACCCAGAAGGAGCAGUUGGAGGUGGUGCGUGGUUUCCGCCAGGGGGGCUUCAACACGCUGGUGUCGACGUGCGUCGGGGAGGAGGGGCUGGACAUCGGCGAGGUGGACCUCAUCGUGUGCUUCGACGCCCAAAAGAGCCCCAUCCGCCUGGUGCAGCGCAUGGGCCGCACGGGGCGCAAGCGGCAGGGCCGAAUCGUGGCCAUCCUGGCCGAGGGGCGCGAGGAGAGGACCUUCAACCAGAGCCAAAUCAACAAGAACAGCGUGGACAGGUCCAUCGUGGGCAACCAGAACAGCUUCCACAUGUACCCCCACAACCCCCGCAUGCUGCCCGAGGGAGUGACGCCGACGCUGCAUAAGAUGCACAUCACCUGCGGCCAGUUCGACCACGGCGACAGCAGCGGCGGCGGUGGUGGCAGGCGGGACUCGGGAGGGCGGAGAGCCCGCUCAGAGGGCCAGACCCCCCUGAUCCACCCCCAGAACCUAGCGGUGUGUCAGAGCAGCGUGAGGUCGGAUGGGUUCCUGAGCCCGGCAGAGUAUUCCCUGUGGGCCUCCACCAUGAGGCUGAAGGAGGACGAGGCUCAGCCGACCCUGAGGACAUCGCAUUUCCUGUCCCUGCCGUGCACUCACACACCCACUACCCCCAGGGCGACAGACUCCCCUGGGAGGGGCCCUGGGGCCAGAGAGUUGUCCUUAUGGGAGUGGAGGCACUGGCAGAACCGCGCCCUGCCCACCUACUCGGUGGACCACUCCUCCCGCUGUCGUCACUUCAUCCAGGUGAUGGAGCUCAUAGACCGCCUGCGAGAAGAGAGCCCUGAGGGAGGAUGCAGUUAUGCAAAGGAGCUUCUCCCUCACCUCCACAAGGGGGAUGUCAUCGGCCUCCUCCAGGAUGGACAGGCAGAGAAACCCUCCAAGAGACCAACCAAGAUGAACCCCAAGGCCUGCAGCACCAAGAGCAAAAGCAAGAGCUCCAGCCGGUCUGCCAGCGAACUGGAGGGUAUCGGUGAGGAGGAGGAGGAGGAGGAGGAGGACAGGGAUCACGGCAGAGGGAUCAGGUCAUUCUCGCCAUCGACCACCGUCCGGGGUAAGCCUCUGAUGGAAGACGACCCAGAUUUCAUGGGUUUCAGAGAUGAAGAACGGUCAAACCACGACCCCGGAAGGAUUCCAGAGACGCGGCAUGACUGCAUCGUUGAACCCGAGGACGACAACAUUUCCGAGAAUAAUAAUCUUUCGUCCCGCUGGGAUCUUGUGGGUGAACCACCUCCCAGCAUCGGCGACCACGACAAUGACCCAGGGCUCGAGGAAAACAUUGAAUUCCAGGCCACGUUUUACCUACCCAGAGGAGUUCCCGUGGUUUCUUCCUCUCUCAAAUCCCUCCCAGAGGAACAGAAAUCGGAGCGUCUGAGGGUGUUAUUGGCCAACGUGGCGGAGCUGCUGUCCAGGUCUCCCCCACCGUUACCCUUAGACUUUGUCAUAGAGGAGGACAUGUUGGAGAUUGGGUCACCUGACCCCCCAAUCCCUACCUCACUACCUCCUUCCCCUGAACAGGUGCUGAGCGAACAGGAAGAGCAACAUCAGCCCCUCAUCCAGGUCAACUUUGACCUCGAUUUAGAUGAUGAUGAUGAUGAUGAUGAUGACGAUGAUGUCAUCGAUUGUGGGGAUGUCAUGAUGAAGAAUGACGACCCUUCUGCCGACGAUGUGUGUGAUGUUCCCGGUACCUCCAAGCCUAUCCUUAAUCCUCUGGAACCUGAAAUUGAAAGUGUAGCCGACAGCCCGAGCUGGGACGAGGUGUUUGGUUAUGAACUGGACCACAAUGGACCAAGAGAUGAGGUUUUUGUUGAUGAUGAACUGGGCAACCAGGAUUUCAAUCAGCAGGUGGAUGAUCGUGGCAAAGCAGCAAAGUGUACGGGGAGAAGGACUGAAGAAGCGGUCAGACGCCGGGAUGGGGAUGUGAACACUGGGAAAAUGACAGCAGGACCGUUGCUCGUUGAGCAGCAAGCCCUGUGUCGAGUGGCCGGGCCGAGUUAUGCAACCGUCUUGGACGAGAGCAUGGAUCUGUUUAGCGAUGACGAGGCAUUCCUGCGAAUGACUAUCCCGGAGUUAUCCACACCGGAGGAAAGCUUCGCGGCAGACGCAUCGCCGCAUCCCAAACACCUCGCUGAUGCCGUGAAACACACCGAACCAAACAUCUCGCAUUUUGCGGUGGUGAGUGCAUGUGACACUAUAGACUUAACCGAAAGUGUGCGUAGACGACGGGCAAACUGCUCGGAGAUGUCAUCUUUCUCUGGUACGAAGCCCAUGGCGACCCCAGCGACCCACAGCCUGCCACCCACACACAGAGUCGUAAAAACACCACGACGCGGUCACGACAAGACACCGCCUACCGCGUCGGAAACGUCUCCAGACUCACACAACGCGGCAUCAAGUGGCCACGGAGCAGAAGCGCUUAUUUCACAUGCCGGGCUAGGUUGCAUCGACGAUGCUUCUACCACAGAACAACCGAACGUGGAUUCGUUAGACGGCUCCUGUAAUUUGUUCCCGGUGAACUUUGACCUUGGAUAUUCUCUGGAUGACUCGGAGGAGGAAGCUGUGCAGGAGGAGGAUGAGGGUGUGGUUAUUGCAUCUGUCAUGAAGGCCUCACCCCACUGGAAGGAGCAGGAACUAGGUGAGGUGUGUCCAGCGGUGGCCCUGCCACCCAUCCCCGGCUCUUCCACCCCUCUCCACGGCCACCGCAGACCAAUCGGACCGGGGUCCUUUGGGCGCGGACUACCAACCCCCAUAUCUCAUUCGGCCCCCCGCCGAGAGGGGGCAAUCAGUCACAUCCUGGCCACACCGUUGUCCUCUCAGGGCGGGCCUCUCGCGUCCCCCAGCGCAUGGGGGACACUGAGGCGGACUCUCCUCCCUGGUCCUUCGCUCUGCCCGCCGGGCGGUCUAAAGAGGAAACAGCAGCAGGAGGAGGGGGAGGGCCCCAGCAGCGAGGCCAAGAGGCCCAACACAAGCCGGGCGGGAGCAUUCGGCAUGGAGGACAGCAGGGGAGCCAAGCCUUUGCCCAGCCAGCCUGCUGAUCCAGGUCUGUCCGACAGCGAGGAGGAGGUCCAGAUCAACAGGAGAAGACCGCAGGCCAGGGCUAACCCGCUGUCCUCACCAAAUGAGUCCAAGAUGUUUAGCCACGUGGAUUCCCCCGUUAUGGUGAAGAGGAAGAAGGCUGCACCUCUGAACAUAUCCGAGGAGGCGCCAGAGGGAGCCAUGUCCGACGAUGACUUCCAGAACGACUCGACGUUCUCGCACAAGCCCCGCCCCUCAAGACCCACCGGGCCAAUCCAACAGCAGGGAAAAACUCAGAAGACCAAGCGACAACGGGGGGGCCGUCUCUUUCUGGACGAGGAGGCGGCGCUCUCAGAGGAGGAGGGGGAGGGGGUAUCUUCUGACGAAGAGGACGGUUACCACCUCAACCGGUCUCUGGAAGGCUUCGUCGUGGACAACUCAAACCUUUCCCAGGGGCUCAACGAAUCUGAGAUGCACGGGAUGUAUCUGAAGUCCCUGAGAAGCCCAGUGGCCGCCGGGCACAGGUUCAAGAUGGUCUACAAACCCUCCCACAACAUGGACAUCUUCUCUCAGGUUCCCGAGAUGGACGAGACCUAUGCAGAGGACAGCUUUGUGGUGGGCAGUCAGGAGGAGGAGGAGGAGGAGGUGGUGGAGGAGGAGGAGGAGGGAGGCACUGAGGAUGAGGUGGUGGCUCUCCCAGAGGUCUCGUACGUGGACGGGAGGAAGCAGUACACCACCAGGCGCCAGGUGCUGCUGCACCACAUGAGGUCCAAGGCGGGUUCUUCCGGCCGCCGUGGGGCGGGGCACACGGGCGUCCCGCCGAAGCCGGAUGAGACCGGCAAGCGGUCACGCAUCGUGAAGAUUCAGGACUCCAGUGAAGAGGAGGAGGAGGAGGAGAAGGAGGGAGAGGCGGUCGCUGUUGUUAACUCCAACGCCGCCACCCUCUUCAAGCCAUCUGCAGUACUAAAUGAUGCGACCCUGGACAAACCUCCACAACGACAAAAUGCUUCCUCCUUCUCUUCCUCCUCCUCCUCCUCCUCCUCCUCCUCCUCCUCCUCCUCCAGUAUAGCAUCGAAGAUCUCCUCCCUAAGCAGGAAGACGCCCCAACCUUCCAGUACGGACUUGUUGAGAGAAAGGUAUUCUGUCCUUCUUUUUCUAGCCAUCCUUUACGGUAGCAGACUAAUGGACUUAUGCAGACUGACAUGCUUUACUUCUACCAGCAGGUGUCGCCAGAGGUUAGAAAACCAGGCCCGGUUGUCUGAGGAGCUCGACUUUGAGGAGUCUGAGUCCAUGUUAGCCCCGCGGAAACCACCAAAGACGACCACAUCCACCCUGUCGUCGAAUCCCCAGCCCUACAAGCCUUUCGGUCAUGCUUUAUCGACGGACAAGCCCUCCUUGCUUUCCCCUGCCACAACCAUCACCACCCCCACCAACACUACCACCACCCCCACCAACACUACCACCACCCCUGCCACCGUCUGCAUCCUGGUGGACAGCCGCUGCAUCAGCAGCAGUGCGGACCUGGUGAGCGGCCUGCGGCAGCACCACUCGGUCAACGUGCACGUGUGCUCGCUGGACAGCAACUACUUUGUGCUCAGCAACCGCAUGGCGGCGGAGCGACACACCCUGUCGGAGCUGGCCGGCGUUCAGAACCGGAAACGGCUGGUCACGAGGGUGAACGGCCUGCAGGGCCUGUUCGAGCGCGCCUGCUUCAUCGUGGAGAAGGACCCCACCAAGCCAGGCGAGGUGGGGCGUUCGUUCCAGCGGACGCUCUUCUUCGAGGGCACGCUGGCGUCGCUGGUGCAGGCCGGCGUGCGUCUGCUGUGGAGCGACGGCGUGCGGGACAGCGCCCGCCUGCUGGCCGACCUGGCGCAGCUGGAGCAGAGGAAGGGCCAGGCCAUCAGCGUGCCCCUGGAGGUCAGAGGUCAGCACCGGCAGCAGGCCCUGCAGUUCUACCUGGCGCUGCCGGGCGUCGGCUACGUGCACGCGCUCCACAUGGUCCACAACUUCGUCUCCGUGGCCCAGUUCAUCACCAGCUCCGUAGAGGCCAUCCAGAAGGGAGGGGGGAUGAGCCGUAGCCGAGCCGAGGACACCUACCGCUGCAUACGUUACUCCUGCGACUCCUUCCUGCUAAAUACCUCCUCAGCCAAGAAGAAAAGGUAGCAGGCUAAAGCUACAAACCACUAAAUCACUACCGCUCAAUUUUGUUUUUUUCUCAUCCUUUGCACUCUAAUCAUGUCACAUUUUCCUUUGCAAUACAAUGCAAUAAUUUGUACCUAUUAUUUUGUACCGGACCAUAUUGGACCUUAAGUUUAUCAUUAUUUAUUGCUGCUCGCAUAGUGUAGAAAUCUUGGUUGUACUCAGGAGUUUUUCAUAAAAAUGUGGAUGCCCUAGAUUAAAUAUGGUAUUUUGUUGUGCCACUUGUAUUUGUGUGCAAGUAUUAAUUUAUAUAAAUAAUUGGUUCACUUGGAUGUUCCUUUUCAGGUGACGUAAGAUAAAAUGGGUCGAUCCUCUUUGUGAUUCAAUAAAGUAUAAUUUAAGUAUUACAUUUACCUGUUAUAAAUUAUGUCAACUGCUCUGCAAUGUCUACCUCUUACCACUAAGACUAUAAAAUAAAUGUUGUAACUGGUUUAUUCAGUCAUUCAUUAAAAAAAAUGACAAAUGGCAGAUUCAACAUUCACAGAUGUACAUAACACAGGCAACAGUGGUGAACAUUUUACAAGGCCAGCGAUCACAUUCAUCAGUCAAAUGGCAUGGCCCAGGAUUGGACGAUUUUAAUGUAACAUGGAACAGCUAAAAAUAUAUAAAGUACUAGAAUACUGAAAAAUGGUCUACACAUUGCAGAACCAAACUCACAGAUAAUCCCCUUGUCAUUGUGCGAUUGUUUUUUUAACCCCAUAUACACCUCAUAUUUAUGAUACAGCAGUUUCUCAAAACAAAAUGGAGGUACAGUAGAAAAUAACUUAAUCUGAUUAACUAGUUUGGCUUCAUUCAAUCUGAAAAGAUCGUAGUUUAGAGUUAACAAAGAUAGUUUAUUUCAAAUAAGAGCUUCUCUUUCGGCUAAAAUGAUCUUUGUUGGUGUAUUUCCAAACCGUUGCCAAAGAAAACCAAGAGGAACAUUUAAAAUGAAUUAAUAUUGUCCACUGGAUUGAAACAAACGUAUUGCUCAGAUUCCCAUCCAUAUAAUCAGCAUAGAAUCUUCCACUUGACAAAGUCCCACAGACUCUACAGUAACAUGACUUUUCAUAGGAAAGUUUGGAUCUUCUGGAACUGUAUAAAGAUCCUUAAAUACAUAUAAAUAUAGUAUCCAAAAGUAUGUAGUGUACAUGUAUGGCUACCUUUUAAUGUGUAACAGGAUUUGGACGUGGUCUGCUGGUCAAUUGUAAACUGAAAAGGCCAUGUCUUGUGUCCCAAUUCCAUUCUUGCUUUAUUUGACCAAUUUCAAAAUUGUACUCUUGGUUGAGCCUCAAAUUUAACAUGAAAUGAAUUAACUAAAAACAAGGAGAGUUUAACAAUCAGUGUAUGAAUCCAAAAGCUUUUUAGCAUCAUGUAGUAGUUUUGCAAAAAGGCAAAGUAAUCACUCUUCUUUUUAAAAUAACCAUUUGGAACAAAAUUACUUUUCAUUCAGAUGCAUUUCAACCAGAGUACUGAAUGAAUACUCGCAGAAGACGAAAUGAAAAAAACAAGUGUUGCUUUGACCUAAACAAUUUCCUAUGUUGUCCACAUUAAACUCACCACAUGUAACACACUGCUAUGUUAAGUGGCAAUGUAACCCAUAAAGUCAAGCAUCUUGAGAGGCCAUCCUGGUCUGGUGAGUUCAUUUAGUUACUCUCUGCAGUUAAGUCUGGGGAUUUACAAUUGAACAUUAAUAGGAUCGUUCAUCUAGAGGGGGAAAGAGUUACAGUUCAUGAUUAAAUAGACUGAAUGACAAUGCUAAAAUAUUAACAAAUCUGCAAGGAAGGUUUUUCUCACUCUUAUUCACUGGAGAAUGCAAGACAUCCCUCCCCCUUCUGGCCGCCAUUGUACAUUGUAUUGUAUUGUAUCUUAGUACUUAACUGUGUAGCAAUUGCAGUAGCUGCUAUCAUUGCUGUAACACGGGGAAUUGGUUAGCCUAGCGAUUGUUGUACUUGUUGUACACUUGGUUCUAUGAACAUACUUUCUGUACCGACAGCGAUAUAUUGUUGCACUUCUUAUGACAAAUGUACUUAUUGUAAGUCGCUUUGGAUAAAAGCGUCUGCUAAAUGCCUUAAAUGUAGAUGUAACAUCCAC
Gadus chalcogrammus (walleye pollock) is the source of this 9211-nucleotide messenger RNA. RefSeq names its product FA complementation group M (gene fancm). Gene Ontology annotation, molecular function: ATP binding; four-way junction helicase activity; four-way junction DNA binding. The record is from RefSeq and is a predicted model, not a curated record. Bases 137 to 7105 code for a protein of 2322 amino acids. Gene Ontology annotation, biological process: interstrand cross-link repair; replication fork reversal; double-strand break repair via synthesis-dependent strand annealing. The transcript has 23 exons. NCBI's taxonomy places the organism in Eukaryota, Metazoa, Chordata, Actinopteri, Gadiformes, Gadidae.